AUGCGCAUGCGCGGUGCGGCUGACGCUGCUGUUGCUGGAAAGUUUGUAUCACUCUUGAUAUUUUCGCUAGCGUCGCGUCCCGCUGGAGACCGACCGCGUCGGGGACACUGCAGCCGGCGACAGCCAGGAGGAGCGGACAUGGCCGUCGCCCAGCACCACAGAGCUGCCGUGUCGUGGGUCUGGGGUCAGUUUGUACCGAAGCUGGAUGGAGUUCCUGCCGUUGGACACCGCGUCCUGGCCUAGCUAACCGCCACCAGCAACAACAACUCCGCCGGAGAGACUAGCACGAUGCUCCCGCUCUGACCGCAGGAUCCCUCUCGUAUCUGGAUUGGCUUUAUCGGUCACCACCACCACCACCGCCGCCAUGUCGGACCAAAACUACUAUUGGACCGUGCUGCCGAGUUACAAAACUAGUUUUGUGACCGGGGCCAUGAUGAAAAGAACCAAAGGUUCGCGUAACAACAAGAGAAGGAGUUUGGCGGUAGGGACCACGUCGCCCACGCUCUCACGACCGCUUUCACCUCUCCCACUUGCCACAGCAGGCAGCAGCCCAUCGGAGAGCCCCAGAAAUGUCUCUGCCAGCACCUCUGCCAACUUCCAGUUUGCCCGCAGCCAGCUGGCCCGUACUGAAAGGGCGGACGGGCGAAGGUGGUCUGUGGCGUCAGUUCCCUCAUCAGGAUACUGCACCAACGCACCCAGUUCAUCAGUAUCUUCCUCCUCUUCCCAGGAGCUAUUGCACCAGUUGCCCUUCCAGCCCACACAAGAUGAUCUCCACUUCCUGUUCAAACAUUUCCGGAGUACGGAGAGCGUGGCGGACGAAGAAGGAGCGCAGCCCUCGGCCCCUGUCCGACUCCGCUCACGCAGUCUCAGCCCUGGACGGACCUGUGGAACAUUUGACAAUGAGAUUGUCAUGAUGAAUCAUGUUUACAAAGAACGCUUUCCUAAGGCGACGGCCCAGAUGGAGGGUCGGCUGCUUGACAUCAUUGCAGAGUGUUCCCCGGGCUCCGCUCUGCCCCUGGCUGACGGGGUGCUGGGAUUCAUUCAGCACCAGCUGCUGGAGCUCGCCAGAGACUGUCUGGACAAGUCCCAGAAAGGCCUGGUCACCUCCAGGUACUUUGUGGAGCUGCAGGAGAAUCUGGAGAAGCUGCUGCACGAGGCGUACGAGCGUUCAGAGAGCGAGGAGGUGACCAUCAUCACCAAACUGGUCAAGAAGAUUCUCAUCAUUAUUUCCAGGCCUGCCAGGCUCCUUGAGUGUCUGGAGUUUGAUCCAGAGGAGUUUUACCAACGUUUGGAAGUGGCAGAGGGUCAAGCCAAGGUUGGCCAGGGCAUCAAGACUGAUAUUCCCAGAUACAUCAUCAGCCAGCUCGGCCUCAACAGGGAUCCCCUGGAAGAGAUGGUCCAUCUGGAGCAGACAAGCCCAAGUCACAGGUCGGCCAGCAGAGAGUCUGAUGACACUGGAGAGACGACGCUCACGCAGAGCCGAGCAGCAUGCACCCCUCCUCGAAGGAAACCACUGGAGAGUGACUUUGACACCAUCAAGCUCAUUAGCAACGGCGCCUAUGGGGCUGUGUUUCUGGUGCGCCACAGGGAAACCCGACAACGUUUUGCCAUGAAGAAGAUAAAUCGUCAGAAUCUGAUUCUCAGGAACCAGAUCCAGCAGGUGUUUGUGGAGCGGGACAUCUUAACCUUUGCUGAAAACCCAUUCGUGGUUUCUAUGUUUUGCUCUUUUGAGACUCGGAGGCACCUCUGCAUGGUCAUGGAGUACGUGGAAGGUGGAGAUUGUGCAAACCUUUUGAAAAACAUUGGUCCUCUGCCUGUGGACAUGACGCGGAUGUAUUUUGCAGAGACUGUCCUGGCGUUAGAGUAUCUCCACAACUACGGCAUCGUACACAGAGACCUCAAACCUGACAAUUUGUUAAUCACCUCCAUGGGCCACAUUAAGCUGACAGACUUUGGACUGUCGAAGAUGGGUCUUAUGAACAUGACUACCAACUUGUAUGAAGGACACAUUGAGAAAGACACCAGAGAGUUCAUUGACAAGCAGGUGUGUGGGACUCCAGAGUACAUUGCUCCAGAGGUGAUCCUGAGGCAAGGCUAUGGAAAACCUGUGGACUGGUGGGCCAUGGGCAUUAUCCUUUAUGAGUUCCUAGUGGGCUGUGUGCCUUUCUUCGGAGACACACCAGAGCAGCUCUUUGGUCAGGUGGUUAAUGAUGACAUCAUCUGGCCCGACGGGGAGGAUGCUCUGCCACCGGAUGCCCAGGACCUUAUCACUAGACUACUGAGGCAGAGUCCUCUGGAUCGUCUGGGAACAGGUGGAACUACCGAAGUGAAGAUGCACAUGUUCUUCCUGGGUCUGGACUGGAACGGGCUCCUGAGGCAGAAAGCUGAAUUUAUACCUCAACUUGAAACUGAAGAGGACACCAGUUACUUUGACACUCGAUCGGAGCGCUUCUGUCACAUGGGCUCAGAUGACGAGGAUGACACCAACGAUGAUGAUGAAUCAUCUCUGGAGCUCCGUCAGUUCUCCUCAGUAGCCCAUCGCUUCAGCAAGGUGUACAGCAGCACUGAGCACCUGUCCACAUCCACACCGUCCAACCAGAGCCUGUCGUCAUCAGAGCGAAGCCACAGCGAGGAGAAGGAGGAAAGGUGGGAGGGCAGGGGGGUCCAUUCCCCGGGUGACGGGCACAAACACUCGGCUUGUGGAGACAGGAGGGCAGAUGGACACAGGGGGAGUCUGCGUCCUCGCACUUCAUCCGGUUCCUCCCAGUCAGAGCGCAGUGCCAGCCCGCUGGUUAUGAACAGCACCCAGAGCCUCGACAUCAUGCCUCGCUUCGCCAUCUCUGCAGAAGAGGAGGAUGGGAUGGUUUCCAACCUGCGGCGCAUUCGUCUCCGGAGCAACAGCACAGGCACCAGGCCGUCGUUUAGAAGAGGGGCAUCUCGACGAAUUGCUCACCAGCUGGAGACCCCAGAGAAACCCAGAUCCCCGGCCGGCAAAGUCCCCAAGUCUGCGUCUGUCUCUGGCCUCUCUCUCAUCAUCACCCCAGACGACUCAGCAGGUCCUCCUACGAGCCCCAAAUCCUCUUUGUCCCUGUCGUCCAACCCCUCGUCCAGAGACUCGUCUCCCAGCCGGGACCUGAGCGUCAGCGUCAGUUGCCUCAGGCCUCCUGUGGUCAUCCACAGCUCUGGGAAGAGGUUUGGCUUUGCCCUGCGAGCGAUCAGGGUCUACAUGGGAGACAGUGAUGUCUACACUGUCCACCACAUGGUCUGGUGUGUUGAGGAGGGCAGUCCAGCACACGAGGCCGGAUUGAGGGCUGGUGACCUCAUCACUCACGUCAACGGGGAGUCGGUCCAAGGACUCGUCCACACUGAGGUGGUGGAGCUGUUGCUCAAGAGUGGCAACAGGGUGACCUUGCAGACGACUGCUCUAGAGAACACGUCCAUCAAAGUGGGCCCUGCCAGAAAGACCAGCUACAAGGCCAAGAUGGCCCGGCGCAGCAAGAAGAGCAAGAGGAAGGACGGACAGGACAGCAGACGACGUAGCAUCUUGAAGAAGCUGUCGAAGCAUACGCCGCCUCCGCCCUUGCAGAGCAGUCGUAGCUUCUCUUCAGGGUUCCACCAGUCAUCGAGUGACAGCCUCUCUGGUUCCCCCACACAGAGUCUCUCUCCUGGGCCUUCCACACCUUGCCGCUCCCCUGCUCCUGACCACUCUGGAGAUUCAAGUUCUUCUCCUUGCUCCAGCUCCCCUAACUCACCUGUACCUCAGGCCCGCCCCAGUUCCCUACAUGUUUUGGGUCGCUACACUAAAGCUGGCCGCUGCAAGUCCACCAGCAGUAUCCCUCCUUCACCACUGGCCUGCAUCCCACCUCCUCAGGCUCUCUCUCCCCAGUGUUCUCCAUCCUGCCUCCCCAGUCACCCCAAAUCCCUGCAUGGUUUCCAUGGCAAAACAUUGUCCCCUCCCACUAUCGCGCGCCAUUCUGUGCGUCCCCGCAGCGCAGAACCUCCACGUUCACCGCUCCUCAAGAGAGUCCAGUCAGCAGAGAAGCUGACGGGAGACAAGUCAACGGGAGGGUACCAUGGAGAAAGGAAGGCCUACAACACCCGCCGCCACACCAUGGAGGUUCCUCUGUCUGAGGGGGAGGGGCUGGAGGACAUGGAGGGGGACACCGCCACUGGGUUCGUAUGUGUCGGUGAGCACGGCCGCCAGGGGCUGUACAUCGGAGGGCAGAGAGGCUACCAUGACACAACCAGCGGAGGCAGCGAGCAUCACCGAUCUAUCGCCUCGCAACAACACCGGGGCGGCAACCACCACUCCAACGAGGUGGUGGUGAUGAGGAAGCUGGCAUUGUCCGAACGCAGGGACUCCUUCAAGAAACAGGAGGCCGUACAGGAAGUGAAUUUUGAUGACUUGGAAGAUAAAGAGAUGCCGCCAAGCCCAACACUUCCUGUCACACAGCCGAAGGCAUUCAAGGCGUCCUGGAUCAACUCGCCCCCGAAAGAAUCCGGUGUGAAGCUGGAAGGAAGAGGAUCACAGGGUAAAGCGACACAGCAGAAAGCCAAUCCAAAAGACAAAGGAGGGUUUUAGUUUUUCACUUUGCCAGAGAUAAUAGGUCGACAAAGUGAAAAGAAGUUUUUGACCUGCUACUGUACUUACAGGCCUUGUGUGUACAGAAAACUGUGAUAAAGUCCCAAAAUCAACACAAGCAGCUGCACGAAGAUGAAAGUCAAAUCAAUGUUUCUCAGUAGUAAAUGCACCCUCCAACACUGUUAUCGGAAUGAUGACUGCCAAACUGUGUUUACGUCAUAGUUGCUUUUUUUUAUCGGUUCUCAAAUCACUGUGGCACCAAUAAGUGAUGUAUUUUGUAAAUAGUUUUUGUUUUAAAUGAAGAAACCUAUUUAUGACUUUUUAUGCUCAUGGUUUUUUUGGGGGGGGGGGUUGCUGAAAAAGCUUUGGGUGCUUCAGCUGUUAUUAUUUCAGGAAUUGCACAAAAAGAAAAGCUGCGUGACAGUCGAUAUCAAACACCAUGUCAUUUUUACAUACAGCGAUGCCUGUCGAGAGCAGGGUGCUUUGUGUUCAGAUUGGCUCUUUGAAGGAAACCAAGUGUUAGUCCUGCAACAUAUAUUGUAUUUCACAAUUUGAAAAGAUUUUCUGUGCUGCCUCUCUGACAUACAGUUUGUGGUGGUGAACAUUUAAACGAUCCCGAAAGGACUUUGUAGAGCAAAAUAUCAACAUCAUAAUAUUUUGAAGAUUUACGCUGGUGCCAAAGCAUGGUUUGGACAUUCGAACCAUUUAAAAGAGGUACUGUAGUCGUACAUACGAAGCUUCAUGCAUGUGUGGGCUUUACUGCCACUUGCUCUAGUCCUGUUUCCAAAAAAAAAGAAAAUACUCCUUUAGCAGUGGUUAAACAAGAACCUGAUCAUCAUACAGGUGUGUAGAUAAAGCUUUGCGACUACCUUCGGAGACCAGGCUGUUGCCUCUGUCUCCUAUUACUCUGUUUGAAUCAAGCCUCCGUCCAGCUCCUCACAAAUCUCCUCUAGCUGAAGUGUUUGCACAAGUCGUAGUUGUAGUAGAACAGUUAGAGCACACUUAUAUUUCAGGACUAUCUAAAUCUCUGUGGGGUUCAAAUAUUGUACAGUGGAUGCAACAAACUGAAGUGGCUCCCUUGGCUGUUUAAAAAAAAAAAAAAAAAGUGUAUUAUGAAUGAAUGUUUACAAUUCAGUGCAAAUAUGUGUGUGGACUUAGUCAUAGUUUUUUUUGUUAAAUUAUUAUGAAAAAACAAAUGAAUGGCAGAAUUGGUGCAAGAAGCCCUGAAUGGAUAGAGGAUUGAGUCAAGGUGUUCUCAUUUUGUAUAUUUUGAUAUGGAAACAGUCUUGUUGCAGUACUCAUAACCUAUGCUGUUGAUAUAUAUUGUUUAAACGAUGGUGGACCUUAUAGCAGCUGUAGGGGGUGGUGUUUUUGAAAGUGACCUUGUAAGAGUAGAUGGAUGAAAUAAUGUGUAAUAAUCUCCCAUUUCGAUCAACCUGAUGGUGCAUGAUGCACAUCCCAGCAUAAAUUUCCCCCAAUUUUAUUGUACAUUCAUUUAAUUUGUAAAGAUGGAAGGUUAUUAACUUCAUCUGAUAAGCCUUAAUUUUUUUUUUUUUUUAAUAUGAGACUGAUUUGAGCUUUAAAGUGAGGAUGGAGAUACGAACAUAAGGGAUUUGUUUUUCGUCCUUUGUAGUUUUCUAUUCAUUUAAGAAAUGAUUGGAUCAGCAGCCAAUAAUGCUUCCAGUCUUAUUUCAUAUUCUUUGUUGCACAGACGAAGUGUGCCUUGUGUUCUUAGUUUAAUGAAGACACACAUGUUUGUGUUACAGUAUGCAGGGCAGAGGGAACUUGAAAUGGGAAUUUGUAAGCCUUGGAAAAUGGUUAAGCAUUGUUAGGGUUCAAACUAGAAGUUAGAUGUUUGUUCAUUGUAAAAAAUGAAAUGUCUGUGUGGGAUUUGUUACUGAAUUUCUGAUGCAAUAUUCUACAUCCUGGUAAUUACUUUGGAUUUAAUGUUUGUAUUUUGCAUCACCAACAAAACAUCAUAGCAUCCUUUGAUCUUAAGUUGUAUCAUCUUUUUUUAUUUUAUUUUUUUCUAGAGUUCAUUUUGUGGCGAACCCAGCAGCAGCGGUCCAUACCAGCAAUUUAUCAAACUGAAGCAACACAAGAAACUCCUGGUCUCUCUUUUUUCCUGUGUGUGUGUGUGUUUGUGUGUUAAAAUCCAUGUCCUCACACAGAUGCUCAACUGUCGUUCUCCACAUUUGCCACACUAAUUUUAGCGUAGUUGUGCGUUAAAAUUGUUGCUCCCUACUCCAGCCGCUGUGUCCCUGGAUGACAAACUAGCCUUUGUGAAGCUCUUACCAUGUGGAUAUCUGGUGCCGACUGGGUGUGACAUUGUCUGUUUUUCUAUCGUCUUAACAGUGCUUGAAAUAAAUGAGUUGCAGAGGACUCAAAAGUCCAGGACUACAAAGUG
Molecule: messenger RNA, 6989 nt
Organism: Scophthalmus maximus (turbot)
Lineage: Eukaryota; Metazoa; Chordata; Actinopteri; Pleuronectiformes; Scophthalmidae
Gene: mast3a
Product: microtubule associated serine/threonine kinase 3a
Exons: 27
Coding region: 365-4582 (1405 amino acids)
Biological process (GO): intracellular signal transduction; peptidyl-serine phosphorylation
Molecular function (GO): magnesium ion binding; protein serine/threonine kinase activity; ATP binding
Source: RefSeq, a predicted model, not a curated record